AUGGGUGCUAGACCUGCCUAUGAGAGGAUUCUCAAUGAGUCCCAGGUUUAUGAGCAACUUCCGGAUGAGAUUGCGGCUCUCAUUCGCACAGCUUCUGGGACUCAAUACCUGAAUGCACUUGCGGUUGGCGCAUCAAGGCCUGAAUGUACAGAAGGUUUCUUUUGCAUAUAUGAACCGAUAUUUGUCGAUCUGGCAGCACAGUGGCUUUUAUCCGACACUCAUCUUAAUCAGAUCGACGUUCUCUGCGCAUUUGCACGAAUCCUACCCUUUGCUCCGUAUCUUCGAUCUUUUGCAAGCCAAUACGCGACGUCUCGGGCUGGACCUUUGUCGGCUUUGGCUGCGUCUGACGAGCAAGCACUAAUACAGCUGGAUGAUUAUACGACCCGUACUCUACUUUUAGCAGUUUUCAGGCUUCUUUCGUAUGAUUUGGAAGUCUUCUCUAAUGCCGUAUCACCGUCACGACUCCAGCUCUUCUUCCGACAUCGAAAUCCAUCCGUGCGAUACCUCGCUGUGCGAUGCUUUGCUUUAUAUAUGCGCGCAGCCGAUGCCGCGACAGAGAAGCUAAUUCGGGCAAAUAUUGCAGACGAUGUUUUUGAGGGUGAUUGGGAAGGCAUCAUAAUUGAUUAUCGUUUUCUUGGUCUGUGGGAAGAACGCCGUUGGGAAAUUUUUGGGCAACGAGUCCAGAUUGCGAGAUCUAAUCGCUCCUACCUUGAGAGCUUAUCGCAGGUUGAGAGUCUACGAGAUUAUUUCACCACUCGGACAGCUGAGGUUUGUGGUGUUCUUAUACCACGACUGAAUGCCAAGCUACCUCCAUCAUCAUCCUCGAUGGUGAAAACGCCCACUGCUGUUGGAAAUCUUCGAAAAAUCGCGACAGGUCUAACUACAUCUAGGCCUCUACUGUUGAUUGGUUUGCCCAACUCAGGAAAGACUUCCUUAGUGAAUGAUAUCGCGGCUACAAUGGGCCAGUCGGAAUCAAUGGUUACACUUCAUCUGAACGAGCAAACCGAUGCCAAGAGCCUCCUUGGGAUGUAUUCAACAUCUCCAACCACAGGCUCAUUUGCAUGGCAACCUGGUGUCUUAACAAAAGCCGCGAGGGAAGGUCGCUGGAUCUUAAUUGAAGACUUAGAUCGCGCUCCUUCUGAAGUCAUUGCUCUUAUUCUCCCUAUAAUAGAGAAAGGGGAACUGACCAUAGCUAGUAGGAAGGAACGGAUAAAAUGUGCGGAGGGUUUUAAGAUCAUUGCAACCAUGAAGUCUUCUUACAAUAUUGCUGGCGAAGAGGUUGCCCCAAACACAACUAUUUUGGGAAGCAGACUGUGGCAAAGGGUGCAGGUAGAUUCCCUCUCCAUUGAGGAAAUUCGAGAGGUUAUUUUGCAAAAAUUCCCUCUUCUUAAGUCUCGGAUCCAGACCAUCAUGAGUGUCUUCCAAAAUCUUUGUUCUUCUUUCCAUGGAAGCCUCGCAAUUAAAAGUUCUCAGGGGCGGACACCAGGCCUUCGUGACCUUAUCAAGCUUUGCAGCCGAAUGCAUAAGCGAUUACAGCACCUAGGUGUAAAGUCCGGCUACGAAGCUACUCCAGAAGGCGCUGAUGACGAAAUAUUUCUGGACUUCGUGGAUAUCUUUCUCCGCUACAUCCCCGAAAAGUCUCUAGCAGAUUCCCUUGCCUUGGUAAUUGCAGCAGCGCUCCAAAUAUCACCUCAGAGAGCACACUUCUGUCUUCAUGAACGAAUCCCUGCGUAUUCAGACCAGGGUAAUAGCCUAGUACUUGGAAGAGAGAUUUGUCGGAAAAUCAAGGUACGCGGCGGAUCAAUAUCAAAACUAGACUCUGCUUCAUCUCGUUUCGCUUCCACAAGAGCUGCUGUAUGCCUCAUGGAGCAAGUUGCUGCAGCAGUGCAAAUGGCAGAGCCCGUUCUUCUUGUCGGAGAGACUGGGAUUGGGAAAACUACAGUAAUCCAGCAAUUGGCUACUUUGAUGCGGCAAAAGCUUACGGUGGUGAAUCUGUCUCAACAAAGCGAAAGCUCUGAUCUUUUAGGGGGCUACAAGCCCGUCAAUAUUCGCACUAUGGCUGUUCCCAUGCUUGAUGAAUUUAAUGCCGCGUUCGAGUUAACAUUUUCGGCCAAAAAAAACCAGAAAUUCCUUUCAUCAGUUGCAAAAAGUGUUACCACAGGAAAUUGGGUGCGCUUGGUAACGCUCUGGCAUGAAGCUGUUCGGCUAGCCGAUGGCGUUUUCAAUUCAGAUCAUAGCCCAUCGCAAAAACGAGCGCGUGGAGAAGAACAGCCAACAAAGAAGAGGAAGGUAGAUUCGCCGAAAUAUCAACAGCUGCGGCAACGAUGGGAAAGGUUUGCUGUACAGCUGAAUGAUUUCGAGGCUCAAGUUUCACAGGGUGAUGCCAAAUUCACCUUUGCUUUCGUCCAGGGAAAAAUUGUCAGAGCGUUACGGAACGGUGAAUGGGUUCUCCUUGAUGAGGUGAACCUCGCCUCUCCGGACACCCUAGAGAACAUUGCCAGCCUUUUGCAUCACGGUAGUGACGGUACACCUUCUGUUCUACUCUCUGAAGCUGGAGAUGUGGAACGGGUUUUUGGGCACCCUGACUUCCGUAUAUUCGGUGCGAUGAACCCGGCAACAGAUGCGGGAAAAAAGGACCUGCCCCCUGGCCUUCGCUCUCGGUUUACUGAAGUUUAUGUACAUUCUCCAGAUAAUGAGCUCGAAGAUCUACUAUCGUUGAUUCAAAAAUACCUUGGUGAUCUAGCAUUGAGCGAUUCGAGAAUCGUAUCAGAUUUAGCACACCUUUACAUGGAAACGAAAAAACUCAGCAAUGAAAAUAAGCUCACGGACGGAGCUGGACAACGUCCACACUUCAGCAUAAGAACGCUCGUCCGUGCUCUUAUCUAUGUAACUGACCAUGCACACGUAUACGGUUUGCGCCGAGCUGUCUUCGAAGGAUUUUCCAUGAGUUUCUUGACAGUUUUAAGUCAAGAAUCGGAGAGACUUUUGACGCCUCUUCUUGAGUGGCACAUAUUUAGCAGUACAAAGAACGCUAGAGCACUUCUUGGGCAAACCCCAAAGCCUCCCAAUGAUGGGUAUGCUUAUGUGCAGUUUAAACAUUACUGGAUGCGACAAGGAAAUUCUAUGCCGGAAGAACAGCCUCACUAUAUAAUAACUCCUUUCAUUGAAAAAAACCUCAAGAAUCUAGUUAGAGCAAGCUCAACUCGCCGAUUCCCAGUUCUGUUGCAGGGUCCGACCUCUGCGGGCAAAACGAGCAUGAUUGAAUAUCUCGCCAAGGUCUCCGGAAACAAAUUUGUUCGGAUCAACAAUCACGAGCAUACAGACCUCCAAGAAUACCUAGGGUCAUAUGUUUCCGAUGAGGACGGAACUCUUCGCUAUCAGGAAGGUAUCAUGGUAGAAGCGCUCAGAAACGGAUACUGGAUUGUCCUCGAUGAGCUUAACUUGGCUCCGUCGGAUGUUUUAGAAGCGCUGAAUAGACUCCUGGACGACAAUCGCGAGCUAUUCAUACCAGAAACUCAAGAAGUGGUUCUCCCACAUCCGAACUUCAUGCUGUUCGCGACACAAAACCCAGCGGGUCUGUAUGGUGGCCGGAAGGUGUUAUCCCGCGCUUUUCGUAACCGUUUCCUUGAGCUUCAUUUUGACGACAUCCCAGAGAGUGAACUAGAAUUUAUUCUGAAAGAGCGCUCCCAAAUUGCGCCUUCGUUCUGUACCCGAAUAGUCUCGGUGUAUCGGAAGCUAUCUUUAUUACGCCAAGCAAAUAGGCUUUUUGAGCAAAAGAACAGCUUUGCCACUCUACGUGAUCUUUUCCGAUGGGCGCUCCGACAAGCAGACGAUCGUGAACAGUUAGCAAUCAACGGCUUCAUGUUGCUUGCAGAGCGUGUUAGGAAUCCUCAAGAGCGGGCAGCUGUGAAGAGCGUGAUUGAGGAGGUCAUGAAAGUUCGCAUUGAUGAAGACGUGGUGUUUAGCUCUUCCGAGUUGGAGAAGCGCGCUCCUCUCUUAAAUAAGCUUGCUCCUGGGAUCGUUUGGACAAAAGCAAUGCGCAGGUUAUUUAUUCUAGUAUCGGCUGCACUGGAAAAUAACGAGCCCGUUCUGCUUGUCGGAGAAACUGGUUGUGGAAAGACUCAACUUUGUCAAGCAGUCGCAGAGGCCUAUAAAAAGCAAUUGCUCAUCGUUAAUGCCCAUGUGAAUUUGGAGACAGGUGAUCUCAUAGGAGCUCAAAGGCCCGUCAGGAACAGAUCAGCCAUUGAACAACAACUGUUGGUCGAUCUUCAGUCAAUUAAUGCAGAAAAUGUUGGUUCGAGCUCACUUGAAGAACUAAAACAGGCUUUUAGCGCAAUGAGUGCAGACGAGAAGAAAGCACACAAUCCUGAAUUAAUCCGCCAAAUCGAGAAGAAUAUCGGCCGCACGAAUGCUCUAUUUGAAUGGUCUGAUGGAAGCUUGAUUACUGCGAUGAGAACGGGGCAGUUCUUCCUGUUAGAUGAAAUAUCACUGGCCGACGAUUCGGUUUUGGAAAGACUGAACAGCGUUUUAGAGCCUCAUAGGUCAAUCCUUCUUGCAGAAAAGGGACCAGUCGAUUCAAUGGUGGUCGCGAGCGAUGGAUUUCAGUUUCUCUCUACAAUGAAUCCAGGAGGGGACUAUGGCAAGCGUGAGCUCUCGGCGGCCCUUCGAAACCGAAUGACUGAGAUAUGGGCACCGCAACUCUCUGAAGAUGACGACAUUUUGCCCAUUCUUCAGAUGAAGCUGGCGUUGAAGUCAGAAAAAGUCCCGAAAGCUAUGCUGCAAUUUGCAAAGUGGUUCAAGUGGACGUUCCAGAAUUCUUCAGCCGAAACACUUUCCAUCCGUGACCUCCUUGCGUGGGUCGAUUUUGUCAAUAAAUGCCACGUUAUAGAUCCUUUAUUUGCAAUAGUACAAGGGGCGGCAAUGGUAUUCAUAGACACUUUAGGUGCGAACCCAGCAGCGAUGCUUGCAACAACGCUGCACAAUCUUGAAGAAAACCGGCAACGAUGUCUUGCUAAGCUUCAAGAGCUGUUCGAUGUCGACGCUGCUGGCAUUUAUUGCCAACAGUCGACUAUUGAUGUUGAGAGUGGCUCUCUACGCGUAGGGCCCUUUGUUCUUGGUAUAAAUGGUCCCGCAACGCCAGAUCCAGAGUUUAUAAUGGAUGCUCCCACCACAAUUGCCAAUUCAGUGAGGAUUGCACGUGGUUUACAGUUACCAAAACCCAUUCUUCUUGAAGGUAGCCCAGGUGUCGGAAAAACCACGCUAGUGACUGCUCUCGCCAAAGCGUUGGGAAAGCCUCUUACUCGGAUUAAUCUUUCUGAACAAACAGAUCUUACAGAUCUAUUCGGUUCCGAUGUCCCAGUGGAAGGUGGUGAUGUUGGCCAAUUCACUUGGCGUGAUGCCCCCUUUUUACAAGCAAUGCAGCGCGGUGAUUGGGUUCUUUUGGAUGAAAUGAAUCUUGCCUCUCAAUCAGUUCUUGAAGGGUUGAAUGCUUGCUUGGAUCAUCGUCAAAUGGUUUACGUCGCAGAGCUUGAUCAAACAUUCAAAAGGCAUCCAGAUUUUGUGCUAUUUGCUGCACAAAACCCACAUCACCAAGGUGGUGGGAGAAAGGGGCUUCCUGCUUCUUUUGUCAACAGGUUCACGGUAGUAUAUGCCGAUAGCUUCACUAAAAGUGAUCUGAAAAGGAUAUGCACGAAUCUUUUCCCUAGAAGUCCUUCCUCGCAAACCGAUGCUCUAGUUGAUUUUGUUUCAAGAUUGAAUACAGCCAUUGUGGAAGAGCGAAGACUAGGAUCUGUUGGGGGUCCAUGGGAAGUCAAUCUUCGAGACAUUCAAAGAUGGCUCCAGUUAGCAGACCGUGGAAGCUUACAGAUCCCGGCAGUAAACUUCCUUGAUGUUAUCAUAUCCCAAAGGUUUAGAUCUCAAGAAGACCGGCAUUUGGUUGCUCGUAUUUAUGAACAAGUUUUCGGGGUUAGCCAGGAAGCAGCCCAGAGUUACUACCACAACCUUACACCAGACUAUAUGCAAGUUGGAUUUGGAAUGAUGCAGAGGAAUCCAUCUCUCCAGCAAACCCCAGAACCACAGAUGAAGAUACUUCCAAGAGAUCUUCCGGUUCUUGAAUCCCUCAUGCUAUGCAUAGAGCAAUCUUGGCCUAGUAUUCUCGUGGGAUCCUCGGGCUGUGGUAAGACCACUCUCAUCCGAAAGCUCGCUGCUGUGAACGGUGCUAGUCUCGUUGAGCUAGCUUUAAGCGCUGAUACUGAUACAAUGGACCUGAUCGGUGGCUUUGAACAAAUUGACUACAAGAGGGAGGUAUCGUCUCUUUUGGAAGAAGUUUCUCUGCUCCUUCGACAAUACAUUAUAUCCAUGUACUCUUCGUGGGGUGAUUUUAAUGAAGACACCACGUUUCUUCGGCUAUUUGAAAGAUUACAAUGUCCUGAAGCAUCAUUAGAUACAAUCUGUAUAUCACUCACAGCACUUGUCCGGCUCCAUCCUGAGAAGUCACUUGAACGUCUUCUCCUUCAAGCUCAGGACAUAUUGGAAAGGUCGAAGCAGUCAGAUAAAAUGAAGGUCGGCUUCGAAUGGACAGAGGGCAUGUUAACGCAGGCCGUUCAAUAUGGGCAUUGGGUUGUCCUUGACAAUGCUAAUCUAUGCAACCCAUCUGUUCUAGACAGAUUAAACUCAUUGGCUGAACCAAACGGGGUCCUUAUACUCAAUGAGCAACGUACUGAGGAUGGAUCUGCUCGUGUUAUCAAGCCUCAUCCAAACUUCAGGCUGUUUUUAACAGUUGACCCCCGUCAUGGAGAGCUGUCCCGUGCCAUGCGAAAUCGAUGCGUUGAGAUCUGCUUCUUGCCCCAAGAAGACGGCAUCAUAGCGAACACAUUUACUCCUUCUUAUACAUGUCAAUCCUUUUUAUAUCGCCUCCGAUCUGUUUGGAAUUUCGACUCUGCGACAACGACUGAAAACAUUUCGCCUCUUCUCUAUGAAGUCUGUGUUGACCAUCUUUCAACCGUCGAUCUUGCAUAUCUUCAACGAUCUCUGGAAUUCUUUCUGCCAUAUUGUUCCAAUCCCGUGAAAGACCUACUUACUUCGACGCUGUCUCAAUAUGUGUCCGUUGUGCUCGAUAAUACGGACUGGAAGCCUCUCAGUUGUACUGGCACGGUUGCACUAGGGGGUGCUUCUCUUGCUAUCCAGGGGCCGUCACAACCUUUCCAUCCUCUUGUAAAUGAACCACUGGCUUCAGUCUUGAGAAAGGGCUUAUCCUUCGCAUCGCUUAUAAUCCUGGCACAUUUACAAGAUUGCAAACUGGACUUGUAUCGCUUGAGGCAGGAUUUACAACGGGCGGACGAAUCGGGGAAACGUCUCAAACCAAGCCAAAUGAGCCGACUAGAACGGUCACUGGCUUCUAGACGUAUACCUUCCCUGAUGAAAGAUUCAACUCAGCCUGCUGGCUCUUUCCUAUCGGAUUGUGGACAGGCAGUAUACGAAUUCAUACAGGGCUUGGAUCAUGACGCCCUUCACGCUCCCAAGCUUGUUCCCGCUCUUCGGGGAAUAAUCAAUUAUUCCGCCGAUGUUUUAAGACUCAUGGCGGCAAAUGAAGUGGAUGAAGGCGAAUUCCAGGUGUACCUACAGAUUGGAAGGGAGCUAUGUGCUUCGCUAGCAAACUCUUGGGCCCGAGCGGAACCAUUAGCUUUUGAAUUGUCUCAGGCUCUUAGCCGGUUCCAUGAGAACUGGUCGUUAAAGACCGGGCUCAGCAUGCAACGAAUGUGGGAAGAAUGGAGGCCUGCAACCCCUGGAACGCAAAAUAAACUAAAAUCCGUUCUGGAGCUCGAACGUGUGGCUUCGAAGUUCACCCAUAUUGCUGUCAUGACCCGUCUGGACUUGUCGAAAUUAAGUCGAGUGCGCGAUUCCCUUAUCAAUGCCCAGUACUCCAUCCUCUUAGACGGCGCGGACGAAGGACAGCUUGUGCAAGGUCUCAAACAGACAGUUACGGAACUGGCAAAUGUCACACAAAACUUCGAAGCAGUUCAAAACUUAUAUUUCGUGGACGAGUUUGAAGCUCUCUGCCAGUAUCAUGACAUAUCUUCUGUCUUUCGGGGCAAAGAAAGCGCAGAGCAGGUCAUCCGAUCUAUUCUUCCAUUACUAGCUGGCCGUGCUGCCCGGCCUCUAGAUGCUUCGAUAUCUCAGACUCAUGUUCCCAAUAUCCUCCACAGACUGUCGUUGUUCGCAGGCUCGGAACGCUCUUCUGCAUUUGGUGCUGCUAUUAAUGGCACUUUCUCUCUGACUCUACUGGCAAAAUUGGCGUUUGUUGAUCUCACGAGCUUAGGUCAAAUGGAUGCCCUAGAGGUAGAAAAACAAACUCUUUCGAAGAGUUUAAGUUUGUCAUCUCAUGAGAUUGCCAUUGAUCAAUAUAAGUCCCUUAGGCAAGUGCUAUCAAGACUUGCUCUAGAGCUUGUGAUCAUACAUAGAGAGUUCUUUGAGCCACAGUCAUUUGAGCAAUUAGUUGCUGCUCUCAACACAGUUAUGGAGCAAGGCACCUUUAACGGCGCCCAAGUCCUCGAGGUCCACUUGGAAAAAGGGUUGCCGAAUGACCAUUACUUUAAAUACUUCGCGGAAAGAGCACUUCCAAACGUCGUGGCCUCUCUAAUGACGCAUUCAGUGCACAAAGAGUAUGCUGGAAGCACAGGAGCUGCUGCUGUCCUAUUAGCUGUCACUCUUCUGCGACUCUUCGUCCCAGACAAACCAUUCGAUCCCUCUUUAAGCUUAGUUGUUCAACAGAGAAGGCAUGCACAACGUACUUCGGAACUUAGUAUGAAAGCUGAAGCUAUUUCAUCAUAUGAACUUGGCUUUUCCGGUCAGUCUUCAAAUAUGCGAUACGAGAUCCUACAAGAACAACUGCGCGACCUGGGCUCAGCACCUCCCCCUUCGUCUAUUACCCGGCCCCAAAUUUCAGAGUUAGGUAUUCUGCAUGGAGAGUUGUCGAGCUUAGUGAGAUCGGUUCUCGACAGACACCCGGAGAACAUCAUAAACGCUCCGAUUGAGAAAGCGUCCGAGGAACUGGUGAAUUUAAUCCGUGACAACAUUCGCCAGCUAAGUCAACGCCUGAGUGAGAAUUACAGAUCUUAUGACGACUUAACUACCCCAAUUGUUCGCUUCCUCCAAAUUCUAGACCUAGGACUCGUCCUGGUCUCCAACAGGUUCCAGCAGAGAAAUGAAAUGCAGAUAGUGAAGACGGUCAGCGACAGAACGCCAUUUCUUGGAGGCCGUCUUCAUCCCAUUUCAGCUUUCGGUCAUCAAACAUUUGAUACUAAUCCAAAACGUGCCGUUGAGUUGUGGUUUCACGAAUUGUCCUCACUGCAAGUUGCAGGGAAUGCAGACGCUACGGUUCUUUCUACUCAAGCAGGACACAAAGCUCUUCGCCAACUAUUCGAGCAAUUCCAUGUGUUGUGGAAAGUAAAAUUGCGAGAGGAUCAAGAAGAGGAGGCGCAGAAGUCAGAAUUAUACCAUUACCGAGGAUCUUGGGAAGAUAGUGAGGAGGUUGAUGAGAAGGAACUACAUCAGCUCUUCCCUACAUAUGAUGACGACUCUGCAGAAGAGGGGGAAAAGACAACCAGUAUUGACCCAAAGGCUAUGUCUAUCCGGCUUGCCUCCCUUCACUCAAAACUCUUUCAAUCCGAAGAUCCUGCGGGAGUUUUAUCAACUUAUGUCAAGCAGUCUGCUACAUUGCUAGGUUCAAUCUGGUCGCAAAAAGAUGGUUGCACUUCACAAGUUCAUCCUAAGGAGCAUUUAUCUGGCAUUCUCUUGUUGCUAGAGGAUUCCAUCAACAAGACUCCAGGAACAGGGAACAAUUACAACUUCUAUACGGAUGCUAACAUAGGCGAGGCAAGAAGACUUUGUGCUUUGACGUUGUCGGUACAGUCUCGUUUCAUCCAAAUCCAAAGGUCUUGGCCAGAUCAUGCCGUUCUUGAGGAUGUCAUCCAGUGCUGUAAGGAGAUCCUUCAGUUCAAACACAGUGAACCCGUUGCGAAGUUCAUCACGAAAGUUGAAAAGUUACACUCUCUAGUACAUGAGUGGCAACUUGUUGCAAGCAAAGAGUACUCAGCAGCUUCUCUGUACGAUGAGAUCACAAGCUUGACUAUCAGUUGGCGGCGACUCGAAUUGUCUACUUGGGCAAAACUUCUGGAGAUCGAAAAAGAGAAAUGCGAGCAAGAUGUGGGCACAUGGUGGUUUGUUGCAUAUGAGGCGAUCUUUGGUGCGCCAGUCCAAAUUGCAGAAUCAGGGCAAACAGACUUGAACGAUCACAUUCUUGAGGUCAUCUCAACACUGGAAAAAUUCUUCCACUCGACCACUUUGGGGCAGUAUAGUGCGCGUCUCCAACUCGUCAAAGACUUCCGAUCCCUACUGUUGCUCUACACCCAAGAUCUGCCACCCCUGGAGAAGCUUGUAUCAGCUUUGGACAACUUCAUUCAACACUACACACAGUAUGAGCCUGUGGUGCACAAGCUUUUGAGUGAGAAAAGAGCAGCACUUGAAAGGGAUAUCAAGGAACAAAUUCAGUUAGCCAGCUGGAAAGACACAAACAUUGUUGCUCUCAAAGAAAGUGCCCGGCGAUCGCACUUCAAAUUGUUCAAACUGGUACGGAAAUAUCGGGAUAUGUUAGCUCAGCCUGUUCAGCAUAUCUUAGAACAAGACAUGCCAGAUGAUAAUGAAGAGCCCAACUGUACCAUUGAAGGAUCGACAUUAUCCUCUGCAAGCUUUCCAGGGUCUAUUGGCGUAUGUCAGAAGGCUGAGAACGUCUGGCUAAAGAGGCCGCCAAGGUUCAGGGAUCCUGAGGGUACAGUACGCAACAUGACACAUAUGUAUGUGUCGAAUUCCACCGAGUUUGAUGUUUCUGGAGAUCUCGAAAGCUUCGUGAAGUUUGUCGUUGAGAGUAUUAAGGAGUUCAAAUCACAAACACCAAAUGUCUUGACUGAAGAAAAUAAAGAUACUGUUCAGCAUCUCAAAGUCCAAAAACGACGCUUUUACGCGGAUACUCUGCGACGAGUACUGGAGAUGGGUAUUAAGCGCAAUGCUAGCACUAACUUAAUGGAGUCACAAGCAUCUGUUGCACAAGUUCUAGCCACUAGUCCAGCUUUGGAAAGCGUGACUCAGGUUGCUGGCAUUUCUAAAAGCUCCGAUCUGUAUUUCCACAGACUUUUAGACCUGCUUCCUCGAAUUCGCGAAGCAUCACGCAAUUACUCUGAAGACCUCAGCAAUGUUGAAGUCUCAAGGAGUUCGGGCUCUCUGGAGCAUCUAUUGUUUUUGAUUCGAAGGCAAAGGGCUAUUAUCUCCCCAGCAAUUUCGGGGUUACAUACGCUUCAGUUGACGCUUAUCAAAGCCGCAAAUCUCUGGGAUCUAGGAUCGGCAUCGGUCUUCAGGACACAUCAAGAAUUUUCGGACGAAAAACAAGCCGUAUCAAGAGCUGUAUCCUGGCUAACACCUAUACUUGGAUUAGCCGCUACAAUUGUGGAGCUUCAUUCCAAGUUCUCUGGCACCGACUCACUGGGUAUCUCCAAUGGCUUGCGUUCCUGGAAAGAAACCUUUGACUGCCUAGGAAAGUCUCUUCGCAGUCUCCCAGCGACACCACAAGGCGUUUCCUCACAGUCACAUAAAAAGACAUUAGACGAGGCAUCAUCCUCCUUCACCGCACUAAAUUAUCAGAUUGCACAAUGGACACAGGUCCGCCCUGACCUCUCCUUUGCCUUGGCCCAGAUAACUCCUUGGAUCGAUAUUAAACCUCAGGCGUUCGAGUGGAAACACACUGGCAAUGGUUUAGCUAUUGGGGAUUUCGAUGGACGUCUCCUCGCCGCAGUUGACAAGAUCCUUAUCAGCCUUCAGAAACUCAAGGAGGUACCAUCGUUGGUCGCAUCUCCUGGCUUAUUGUCACGAAGUGAUGAUUUUUUCAGUAGGGCAGUAAAGGCCAUUCAUCUAGCUGACGUCAAUUCUUCCUUGGACUCCGUUUUGGAAACCCUUCAACAUCUCCAGGCAGAUGGGGAUUCCAGCAUUCCCUUCGCAGUAGCAUUGAUAGCCAGUUUACUGCCCAUCAUGAACAAAUAUUACUACAUAUGCCAAGAUAUUCUGAACCGCUUCCUUACGGUUCACCAAGCAACGUGCAAAAUGUCAUAUGUUCUUGCCAAAUCAUUCACUAAGAUAGCAUCGGAGGGAUUCUGCAGCCCCGCCGAUGCGUCUACGGAUGAGGGCAAGUCUAGGCAGUUAGAGGGUGGAACCGGUCUUGGCGAUGGAGAAGGAGCUGAAGACAUCAGUAAAGAUGUUGAGCAAGAUGAAGACUUAUCUGAACUAGCUCAACAACAGAACGAAAAACCGAAAGAAGAUAUGGAUGAAUCAGCGGACGCAGUGAACAUGGACCAGGAGGACUUGGAAGGGGACGAAGGUGAACACAAAGAAGAUGAUGAUCAAGAAAAGGGGGAAAGUGAUGAGGAAUCAGAUGGUGAUAUCGACGAGGAAGUGGGCAGCGUUGAUGAUCUUGAUGCCUCAGCAGUAGAUGAAAAGAUGUGGGAUGGCGCUCAUGACGAACAGCAAAAGGAGACUGAAAAUGAGCAAGGUAAAGGUGUGUCCGAGUCUGACGAGCAGACUGCUGCGCAAGAGGAGAAAAAGGACAACAAGGGCGACGAGAAAAAAGAAGGCGAAGGCGACGAAGAGGAAGAGGAAGAUGAGGAAGAAACUCCUGAUGAGGAGGGUGAAGCGGUUGGUCGUGAAGACAUGGAGAUCACAGAUCCUCAUGCGAAGGAAGAAGAUGCCCUCGACCUCCCAGAAGAAAUGCAACUUGACGGCGACGAAAAGGGGGAUGAAGAGGGCUCUGAGAGUGAUGACGGACUCGAUGAUGGCCUGUCAGACAGCGGACCUGCUGCAGAAGAGGAACAGCAAUUCGAUGGACAAGAAGAUACUCUCGAUAAUGAUGGUAUGGAGCAGGCCGGAGAAGAAGAGCUGGAGAUUGAUCAGGCAGAAGAAGCCAACGAGAACGACAAUAUGGCUGAUGCUGAACCUGAAGGCGACGAAGAAGAGGACGCGCCUGGAGAAGAGCCAGAAGAAACACAGACAGAUGAUCUCCUAAUCCAGCGUGAUGAGAACGAAAAUGCCGAGGAAGAGCUGGCACCUAGCGAAGCUGUUAAUGGUGGUUUGGGUGCUGACCAAGACCAGAAUCAAGAGAAGGGUGCAUCUGGCAAUGCACAACAAGAAAACGGCUCAAGCGAUCAAUCUGCUGACAAGCAGCAAACCGGUGCUUCCAAAGAAGGAGACGACAAUGAGCGACAUAGAGAUGCAGGGGGUGCGGACGAUUCAAACCCCGAUGACCCUCAAGUACAAGCGUUCCAAAAGUUGGGCGACAUCCUUGAUGAAUGGCAUCGCCGGCAGAAAGAAAUAAAGGAUUCCUCAAAACUUAAAGAGGACAAGACUCAGAAUCCUCUGCCCGAGGAUGCGGACAUGGCAGAUGCGGAUUUCGAGCAUCUGGCUGACCAAGAUGAUGUUGCUGAUACUCAGGCCCUUGGCCAAGCGAACGAGGAGCAAGCAAAAGCUCUCGAUCAAAACAAGGGUGUGGAGUCGGACAUCAAACCUAAUGACAACGAACAGAUCCCGGACGCUCCAGAUGAGCGUCAAGAUAUUCCGGACAACAAGCUGGAAGAUGAUAUGCAGCUGGACCAGGGUCCUGCACCUUCUGAUGGGCAAUCCGCAGGAGCGUUGAUUCCCGGUAGCUCCCAUGCACAAGAACGCACUACUGAGGCUCUUGAUCAGCAAGAAGCAGAAGAACUAGAUGAGGUCGACGCACACCUAGCAGCGAUUCACCUAUCAUCCACACUUCCGCCUCUUACUCCAAGGGACGAGGCUCAACGACUCUGGUCGCACUAUGAGUCCGUCACCAAUGAUCUUUCUCUUUCCCUCACGGAACAACUCCGUCUCAUCUUAGCGCCGACGCUUGCGACGAAGCUGCGUGGCGAUUUCCGAACUGGUAAGCGUCUGAAUAUUAAACGCAUUAUUCCGUACAUUGCGUCGCAAUACAAACGAGACAAGAUAUGGAUGCGACGAUCCAUACCCUCCAAACGCAAUUAUCAAAUCAUGCUUGCCGUCGACGACAGCAAAUCCAUGCUAGAGAGCGGUAGUGGCCAACUUGCGUUUGAAACUCUGGCACUUGUUUCCAAGAGUCUGAGCAUGCUAGAAGCUGGUGAUCUAUGUGUUCUCGGCUUCGGCAGCGAGGAUCACGUCCGAGUUGCGCAUGAAUUUGGCAAACCAUUCUCUUCAGAAGCUGGGGUGCAGGUGUUCCAGCACUUUAGUUAUCAGCAAACCGGUACCAACGUGAGGAAAUUGAUAGCUGACUCCAUUGCUUUAUUCCGAGAAGCUCGCUGGAAGCAAACCCCAGGAGGAGGGAACGCCGAUCUUUGGCAGUUGGAACUUAUAAUAUCGGAUGGUAUUUGUGAAGACCAUGACACGAUCAGACACCUUGUACGCCAGGCUCAGGAAGAGCGUAUCAUGAUUGUGUUCAUCAUUGUUGAUGCUGUGAAGGGCAGCUCGAUCCUGGACCUCAGCCAGGCAAGCUUCGAGCCCGAUAUUGAAAAUGGAACUGGGGGGAUGAAGUUGAAAAUGAAACGUUAUCUAGAAGGAUUUCCCUUCCCUUAUUAUUUGGUUGUGCGUGAUGUUAGGGAGUUACCGGCUGUUUUGGCUACGGCGUUGAAGCAAUGGUUUGCAGAGGUUGUUGAUGUCUCUUCUUGA
Messenger RNA from Aspergillus tanneri, 14751 nucleotides. Its product is annotated as AAA family ATPase midasin. The record is from RefSeq and is a predicted model, not a curated record. Gene Ontology annotation, cellular component: preribosome, large subunit precursor; nucleus. Lineage: Eukaryota; Fungi; Ascomycota; Eurotiomycetes; Eurotiales; Aspergillaceae. Gene Ontology annotation, molecular function: ATP binding; ATP hydrolysis activity. Gene Ontology annotation, biological process: ribosomal large subunit assembly; rRNA processing. The transcript is spliced from 2 exons. Bases 1 to 14751 code for a protein of 4916 amino acids.